Messenger RNA from Cynoglossus semilaevis (tongue sole), 1686 nucleotides. RefSeq names its product tissue factor pathway inhibitor a (gene tfpia). Gene Ontology annotation, biological process: negative regulation of peptidase activity. The transcript is spliced from 7 exons. Lineage: Eukaryota; Metazoa; Chordata; Actinopteri; Pleuronectiformes; Cynoglossidae. The coding region runs from base 279 to 1163 and encodes 294 amino acids. Gene Ontology annotation, molecular function: serine-type endopeptidase inhibitor activity. Gene Ontology annotation, cellular component: extracellular region. The record is from RefSeq and is a predicted model, not a curated record.
UUAUCUUUUUUUUUUUUUUAAUUUAUGGUGCUGGUGGGUGAAGGAGUGUAAAUACACUUAACUCCCUGGAAAUGAAUCUCGCCGAGUCUUGCAGGUUCGGAUGAAUUUCCCUAAAGUCCGCGAGUACGCGCGCGCGCGCAACCGCCCCCGUGCACAGCAGAGACUUCAGCCCUUCAACUUGAAGACGUUUUCCUCUAAACUUCUCAUUCAGCAGCAGCAGCAGCAGUAGUAGUAAUAGUAGACGCAGCAGCAGCAGCAGCAUCAGACGCAGCAGCAGUAUGCCUUUGUUCAGCAGAUGGUGGACUUUUGUCGCAGCUUCUCUGUGCUACGUCGGUCUUCUGGUGUCUGGUGAGAGAGACAAGAGACAAGCAGAUGGAGCACAACCGGAGCUCUUCAUCUUUAAUGAGCUGUGUGCCCUAAAGGACAAUCCGGGGCCUUGCAAGGCCAUGAAGGACAGAUACUUCUUCAGUGUUGACACGGGACGCUGUGAGCUGUUUGAGUACGGAGGCUGCAGAGGGAAUCGCAACAACUUUGAGACUCUGGAAGAAUGUGAGGAAACCUGCGUCGUCUCCGAUGGGAAGGACCCGUGUCAUCUCCCAGAGGCCCCUGGUCCAUGUCGAGGACUGUUGAAACGCUACUUGUUUGACAGCAAGGACCAGCAGUGCCGGACCUUCUUCUACGGCGGCUGCUUUGGCAACGCCAACAACUUCAAAACUAUGGCAGAGUGCCAGGCAAAAUGUCAGAACCCAGUUAAACCCACUGACGGCCCAGUGGUCGUGACAAAGAUCGCUAACACUCCAUCUGCUCUGCCCUCUACUGGAACUGGGGAACUGACCAGUCUGACCAGACCUCUGGUCGUCCUGAAUGGAAGCUCAGAACCAGAAGAGGUGAAACCCAGAGACAAAGUUUGUCUCCAACCCGUGGACACUGGAACAUGUGACGGAGCCGAGAAGAGGUUCGCGUUCCACUCCAAGACCAGGAGGUGUCAGUCCUUUGUCUUCAGUGGAUGUGGGGGGAAUGAGAACAACUUCACCACCAGGAGGCACUGUAUAAAGAAGUGCAUGAAGAGCAGAAAGCAUAACGAGAGAAUGAUCAGAAUAAGACGGAAAAACAUGGACAUCAUCCAUCGCCCGUCGUCGGCUAGGAACAGUACCAACGUUUGAGUCCACAUAUUUAUGUCCAUGUUAUUUUUCCAGCUCUGUCGCACUGUUGUCUCGUUGCCUAGCAACUGUGAGGCUUUUAGCUUUAGAGUCCUUUUGUAGUGGCUGAAGCCGUACCUGUUUCUGUAUCUCAUCGACAACAGACACGAAGUGUCUCGUUUAGCAGCUUAUUAUUAUAUGUACAAAUAUAUGACCUGUAAUUACCUAACAGUUCCACGGGGGAGCUGUGCACUGAUGCUAACGGUUAAAUGCAACAUUUUAAGGUAAUGCCAAAUUUUGAGUAUCAUAUAUGUUAAACAGCAGCAUAUUAUUUGUCUGUGUACUAUUUGACUGUACUAUACAAGUACUUUGUAGUACAUGAACUGUCAGGAAAGCUUUAGCAGGAAGAAGAAAGUUCUGGGGUUGUCGACAACUUUAACCACGGUUUGAUCAAAAACAUUAAAGCCCUUUUCAGGUUGUGAUCAACCUCAGACAUGUUGAUGACUUUUUCUUGUCAAAUCUUUCAUAAUAAAACAUGAUAAACAUU